AUGCUAAAGAAACCACUGUCUGAAGUACAAUCACUAUCUCACACGACGCCUGAGCCACCUAAAGAGCCGCCAAAAACGCAGAAAGAGGAAACAUUUGCCAAAGCCCGUAUAAUCUUCGGCUCCACAACUGCAUUGGAAGAACGUAAACAGGAAAUUUUGAACUCCUCUCAAAAUAUUGCUGGUGUAUUAGUCCCCCCACGACCCGAAGAACCGGAUAACUGCUGCAUGUCCGGAUGCGUGAAUUGUGUGUGGGACAUGUACCGGGACGAGAUGGAAGAGUGGGCAGAGAAGAGCGCCCAAGCAAGAGCGGCGAUGCAGGCCCAAAGACAGGAAGGAAAAGGGACAGGGAGUAUGGUGGCGGGAGACAAGUCGCCGAGUCACGUUGCUACGAGCAUGGAUGACGAUGGUGGUGGCAGUGAAACGAAUUGGGACACUGGGUUCGAUGAUGCGGAUAAAGACAAGCUGUUCGACGACAUACCUGUGGGCAUUCGAGAGUUCAUGAGGACGGAGAAGAAGUUGAAGCAGGCACAAAAGAAGGCGGAAGCCGCUGCAGCAGCAUAA
This is a messenger RNA of Alternaria arborescens, 561 nucleotides long. RefSeq lists its product as hypothetical. Gene Ontology annotation, cellular component: mitochondrion. The transcript has a single exon. The record is from RefSeq and is a predicted model, not a curated record. NCBI's taxonomy places the organism in Eukaryota, Fungi, Ascomycota, Dothideomycetes, Pleosporales, Pleosporaceae. Bases 1 to 561 code for a protein of 186 amino acids.